UCAUUUCACUUGUUCAGAUAAAUCCCAAAAGAUUUGGGCUUCAACAAUAGGAGGCCCAUUUGGCAAAACAUUUGGGAAAGUUUCUGCCUCCUUCUUCUUCUUAGCUCUCUUCUGUUUCGCAAAUGCUCUAAAACCCCCCAAAACCCUACUAUCUCCGACCACCGCGAUGGCAUCGUCGCUAAUUAUCUACCGCCGUAGCUUGAGAGCACUCUCCUCCCUCCACCAUUCCUUUUCAGCCACUUCAUCACUCCCAAUCAGCAGCCACAUUUCAUCAUCACCAUCAUGUUCACGCCGGGAAUCAUCGCCGUAUGUCAUCGGCGUUCAAUCGCGUUCAUUCAGGUCUACGUCAAUUUCUCUCCUGUCUUCUCGUUACACAGAAACCCCCGACGAGAUUGGUCCUGAUACCAUCCUCUUCGAGGGUUGCGACUACAACCACUGGCUCUUCGUCAUGGAUUUUCCCAAAGACAACAAGCCUUCACCCGAAGAAAUGGUUCGCACCUACGAAGAGACCUGUGCCAAGGGUCUCAACAUCAGUGUGGAAGAGGCAAAGAAGAAAAUUUACGCUUGCAGCACAACCACUUACACUGGCUUUCAGGCUGUGGUCACUGAAGAAGAGUCCAAGAAAUUUGAAAGUCUUCCCGGAGUCAUCUUUGUGCUACCGGAUUCGUAUAUUGACCCUGUCAACAAGCAAUAUGGAGGAGACCAGUACAUUGAUGGAACAAUCAUCCCUCGGCCUCCACCCAUACAAUACGGGAGAAACCAAGGAGGAAGACGAGACUUUAAUCGACAAGGACAAGGGAAUCCCUCUUACAAUAAUCAGGGUGGAAGAAACUUCGGACCUUCACAAAAUUAUCCACCCCAACAAGGAUCACAAGGAUAUCCACCCCAACAAGGAUCACAAGGAUAUCCACCCCAACAAAAUUAUUCACCCCCGCGCAACAUUGAUCAAGCCCCACAGAAUUACUCCCAACAACAAACCUUUGGUUCUGCUCCACCACAACAGAGCUUUGGAUCACCAGGACAAGGAGAAAGAAGAAAUUAUGCACCGCAGCAGAACUUCGGACCACCGGGACAAGGGGAAAGAAGAAAUUAUGCGCCGCAACAGAACUUUGGACCACCGGGACAAGGGGAAAGAAGAAAUUAUGCGCCACAACAGAACUUCGGACCACCAGGGCAAGGAGAAAGAGGAAAUUUUGCGCCACAGCAGAACUUCGGACCACCAGGACAAGGGGAAAGAGGAAAUUUCGCUCCACAACAGAACUUCGGACCAACAGGACAAGGAGAAAGAGGAAAUUUUGCUCCUCAACAGAACUUCGGACCACCAAGACAAGGAGAAAGAAGAGACUCUGUGCCUAGUGAAGGUGGAUGGGAUUUCAAACCGUCGUAUAUGGAGGAAUUCGAACAGGCCGACAAGGGGAAUCAUCAUGCAAGAGAACAGUCAGGUUCCCAGCAAAGAUUUCCACCUCCGGGCCCGGGCAAUUUUCCCGGAUAGGGAAGAUAUUAAUCGUUGUCUGAGUCAUGUUGGUCAGCCUGUAUCAAAGUUACCAAGUUUUUUCUUAGCUGAUUGCAUGUCCUUACUGAUGGGGUCAAAAUUGAAUCUAUUGAGUUGUCAUUGUAUAUAUCUUUCCAUGUUCUGUUUUCAUUACAAAGAUGGAUGUUGCGUGUAAGGCUCAUACUAGCUGCCUCCUGGUUUGAAUUGACAUGUUUGAACUGGUUUACAUGCUGGAUGACUCUUUCUUUCCUUGAUGAUGAACAUAUUGGACAUGGUUUUGUUAUCA
Messenger RNA from Lathyrus oleraceus (garden pea), 1778 nucleotides. RefSeq names its product multiple organellar RNA editing factor 1, mitochondrial. Gene Ontology annotation, biological process: cytidine to uridine editing; mitochondrial mRNA modification. The coding region runs from base 167 to 1492 and encodes 441 amino acids. The record is from RefSeq and is a predicted model, not a curated record. NCBI's taxonomy places the organism in Eukaryota, Viridiplantae, Streptophyta, Magnoliopsida, Fabales, Fabaceae. The transcript has 5 exons. Gene Ontology annotation, cellular component: mitochondrion.